AUGAAAGUCCAGCACCGCGCCACGACCCUUGAGCUCGAGGACGUUGAGGAUGAGACCAUAUCGCAGCUCGCCGUCCGCCUCGCAACCACCAUCUGCGCUGAUCCCUCCCGCGUCUCACUCUUCAUCCUCCCCAAACCAGGAUUCAUGAAGCAUCCAUUCCCAGACACGCCUUUAUCAUCCAUCUUGACACCUGCUUCGCGCAUUAAGUUGAUUGGCACCCCUGCUGCAGAAGUGAAGACGAUGAAUGACCACGCCGCCGCCAUCAAAGCCAGGACACAGUCAAGGUCACCUGCCGGAAGGCCAGUAGCCAAAGUUACACCUUACCGAGACUGGAGGAAGACAAGCGAGGAGGCGAAGUACAGCUUUGGGGCGAUCGAGCCAUUGAUGUGGCUGCCUAAUCCGGAAAGGAGCAGGAGGUUCCUAGAAAGGCUGGCCGCGGACCCUGGGAUCAAGGCUACGAUGAGGAAGCGGAAGUUUGCCGUGGGCUUAUUAACGGAGAUGGACCCUUCCCAACAUACGACGCACGAAAGCAGGACGCUUGGACUCAAUCGCAACCAGGGUGAAGUCAUCGAGUUGAGGUUACGGACGGAUGCAUACGACGGCUAUCGGGACUACAAGGUCAUCAGGAAGACGCUGUGCCACGAGCUGACACACAACGUGUGGGGUCCGCACGACCAGAACUUCUGGGACCUGUGUAAACAGAUCGAAAAGGAGGUAGCAGCGAACGACACGCAGCACGGUGGACAUCAGCUGGAUGCGCGUGCUGAGUUUUACAAUCCUGAUGAUAAUAUGGACGAUGCGGACCAUGCAGAUGGCGGCGGUUGGACGGGCGGCGACUUUGUUCUGGGCAAAGGUACAGACGUGGCGAGUAACGAAGGAUUGAGUCGGAGGGAGAUCAUGGCUCGGGCAGCAGAAGGACGAGCGAAGAAGGAAAAGGAGGCGAGAGAGGCUGAGAAGGAGUCAUAA
Cyphellophora europaea CBS 101466 is the source of this 966-nucleotide messenger RNA. RefSeq lists its product as uncharacterized. The transcript has a single exon. Bases 1 to 966 code for a protein of 321 amino acids. NCBI's taxonomy places the organism in Eukaryota, Fungi, Ascomycota, Eurotiomycetes, Chaetothyriales, Cyphellophoraceae. Gene Ontology annotation, molecular function: proteasome binding. The record is from RefSeq and is a predicted model, not a curated record.